Verticillium alfalfae VaMs.102 is the source of this 858-nucleotide messenger RNA. RefSeq names its product S-adenosylmethionine synthetase. Gene Ontology annotation, cellular component: cytosol. The coding region runs from base 1 to 858 and encodes 285 amino acids. The transcript has 2 exons. Gene Ontology annotation, molecular function: methionine adenosyltransferase activity; ATP binding. Gene Ontology annotation, biological process: S-adenosylmethionine biosynthetic process. NCBI's taxonomy places the organism in Eukaryota, Fungi, Ascomycota, Sordariomycetes, Glomerellales, Plectosphaerellaceae. The record is from RefSeq and is a predicted model, not a curated record.
AUGUUCGGCUACGCCACCGACGAGACCCCCGAGCUCUUCCCCCUGACUCUCCUCUUUGCUCACCAGCUGAACGCUGCCAUGUCCGCUGCCCGCCGCGACGGCUCUCUGCCUUGGCUCCGCCCCGACACCAAGACCCAGGUCACCAUCGAGUACAAGCACGACAAGGGUGCUGUCAUCCCCCAGCGCGUCCACACCGUCGUCGUCUCUGCCCAGCACAGCGAGGACAUCACCACUGAGCAGCUCCGCAAGGAGAUCCUCGAGAAGAUCAUCAAGAAGGUCAUCCCCGCCAAGUACCUCAACGACGAGACCAUCUACCACAUCCAACCCUCUGGCCUCUUCAUCAUCGGUGGCCCUCAGGGUGACGCCGGUCUGACCGGUCGCAAGAUCAUCGUCGAUACCUACGGUGGCUGGGGUGCCCACGGCGGUGGUGCUUUCUCCGGAAAGGACUACUCCAAGGUCGACCGUUCCGCUGCCUACGUCGGUCGCUGGAUCGCCAAGUCUCUCGUCAACGCCGGCCUCGCCCGUCGUGUUCUCGUCCAGCUUUCCUACGCCAUUGGUGUCGCCGAGCCCCUCUCCAUCUACGUUGACACCUACGGCACUUCCGACAGGACCUCCGAUGAGCUCGUCGAGAUCAUCAACCAGAACUUCGACCUGCGCCCUGGUGUCAUUGUCCGUGAGCUCAACCUUGACCGCCCCAUCUACAACCAGACCGCCAAGAUGGUCACUUCGGCACCAACCAGACCUUCACCUGGGAGCAGCCUAAGCAGCUCAAGUUCUAAGCGGUUUCGACCGGAAUUCUUUUUGCCCCAACGAUACCCCAGAGAGCGUUCAACAAGCUCUCUGCAUUGCUAUGAAUAG